Mandrillus leucophaeus (drill) is the source of this 2569-nucleotide messenger RNA. RefSeq names its product sphingomyelin phosphodiesterase, acid-like 3A (gene SMPDL3A). The transcript is spliced from 8 exons. Lineage: Eukaryota; Metazoa; Chordata; Mammalia; Primates; Cercopithecidae. Bases 882 to 2243 code for a protein of 453 amino acids. The record is from RefSeq and is a predicted model, not a curated record. Gene Ontology annotation, biological process: sphingomyelin catabolic process. Gene Ontology annotation, molecular function: sphingomyelin phosphodiesterase activity.
AGAUCCACUGCGGUAUCCAGAACUUUUGCUGAUUUCCUGUAAAUCAUGAUACUUCAGGGCUCUCUCUGCAUCACCUCUACUGAGGAGCCCUCCCUGUUAAAGCUGGGGUAGGUUGGCCAAAGAAGGGAACCAGGAUCGUUGAGCUUUCAGCACCCCAGCAUUUUUUUUAGUGACUGAAAUAAUGAAAAUUCUGAUCAGGCUCCUGCUUGUUUGCACAUUUUAACCACUAGCUUUUUGCCCAAUAUUCUCCUUGUUUCCAUAAUAUAAUUAUAAACUGUUGAUAUACUGCUUCCUCGUCAAGAACAAAGAGGUAACUUCAGGGUCACAAAAAUGUUUGCAGAAGGGAUGAAUACCUCGAAGGGCUUUGCAACCAGCUGCGGAUACCUGGACGUCUAAUUGCUCAAGGUAUUAUCUGAGACUGAAGAAACAGACUUUUCCCCUGGAUUAUUUGAAACUCCCCCUCUCUUAUUCUCCAGCAGUAUAAAAACUCCCCACUUUUUCCUUUUUACAGACGAAUUUGAGCGAUCUUGCUCUCCCUCCUUCUGGCUUUCAUCAAAUUGAAUGUCUUUCUCUAUCCCCAAGCACCAGUGUGUCAGUAUUUGACAUCAACUGCACCACUGAUACACGAGCCUGAAUUUGAGCUUCUACAAGAACAUUCCUUCCUAGGCCAAACACCGACGCUAAGAAAUACGAGAACAGAUCAUCGCUAAACAGCAGCUGAAGGCCAGGCGAACUGACUCGCUGCGGAAUUUGUCUUUGCACGUGAUCAGUCGGGCGUCUAUACCCGCAGCCGUCUUCUGACUCCUCCUCACCCUCAGGCCUGACGGUCCGAGUGGAGCUGCGGGACAGCCCGAGCCUCCGGGUCAGCCCCGCGGUCCUCCAUGGCGCUGCUGCACGCGCUUGUCUGCUGCCUGCUGACUGCUUGGCACUGCCUCUCCGGCCUCGGGCUGCCCGUGGCGCCUGCAGGCAGCAGGAAUCCUCCUCCGGCUGUAGGACAGUUUUGGCAUGUGACUGACUUACACUUAGACCCUACUUACCACAUCACAGAUGACCACACAAAAGUGUGUGCUUCAUCUAAAGGUGCAAAUGCCUCCAACCCUGGCCCUUUUGGAGAUGUUCUGUGUGAUUCUCCAUAUCAACUUAUUUUGUCAGCAUUUGAUUUUAUUAAAAAUUCUGGACAAGAAGCGUCUUUCAUGAUAUGGACAGGGGAUAGCCCACCUCAUGUUCCUGUACCUGAACUCUCAACAGAUACUGUUAUAAAUGUGAUCGCUAAUAUGACAGUCACCAUCCAGAGUCUCUUUCCAAAUCUCCAGGUUUUCCCUGCACUGGGUAAUCAUGACUAUUGGCCACAGGAUCAACUGCCUGUAGUCACCAGUAAAGUGUACAAUGCAGUAGCAAACCUCUGGAAACCAUGGCUAGAUGAAGAAGCUAUUAGUACCUUAAGGAAAGGCGGUUUUUAUUCACAGAAAGUUACAACUAAUCCAAACCUUAGGAUCAUCAGUCUAAACACAAACUUGUACUACGGCCCAAAUAUAAUGACACUGAACAAGACCGACCCAGCCAACCAGUUUGAAUGGCUAGAAAGUACACUGAACAGCUCUCAGUGGAAUAAGGAGAAGGUGUACAUCAUAGCACAUGUUCCAGUGGGGUAUCUGCCGUAUUCACAGAACAUCACAGCAAUCAGAGAAUACUAUAAUGAGAAAUUGAUAGAUAUUUUUCGAAAAUACAGUGACGUCAUUGCAGGACAAUUUUAUGGACACACUCACCGAGACAGCAUUAUGGUUCUUUCAGAUAAAAAAGGAAGUCCAGUAAAUUCUUUGUUUGUGGCUCCUGCUGUUACACCAGUGAAGAGUGUUUUAGAAAAACAGACCAACAAUCCUGGUAUCAGACUAUUUCAGUAUGAUCCUCGUGAUUAUAAAUUAUUGGAUAUGUUGCAGUAUUACUUGAAUCUGACAGAGGCGAAUCUAAAGGGAGAGUCCAUCUGGAAGCUGGAGUAUAUCCUGACCCAGACCUAUGACAUUGAAGAUUUGCAGCCGGAAAGUUUAUACGGAUUAGCUAAACAAUUUGCAAUCAUAGACAGUAAGCAGUUUAUAAAAUACUACAAUUACUUCUUUGUGAGUUAUGACAGCAGCGUAAUAUGUGAUAAGACAUGUAAGGCCUUUCAGAUUUGUGCAAUUAUGAAUCUUGAUAAUAUUUCCUAUGUAGAUUGCCUCAAACAGCUUUAUAUAAAGCACAGUUACUAGUAUUUCACAGUUUUUGUUAAUAGAAAAUGCUGCUCUGAUUCUGAGAUCAAUUUGUGGGAAUUUUACAUAAAUCUUUGUUAAUUACUGAGUGGGCAAGUAGACUUCCUGUCUUUGCUUUUUUCUUUCUUUCUUUCUUUGAUUUUUCUUUUUUUGAUACCUAAAUGUAGAUAUCUUUAUCAUUCUGAAUUGUAUUAUAUAUUAAAACUGCUCAUUAAUAGAAAAAUGGAUGUAAAUUGGAUGUAAAUAUUCAGUUUAUAUAAUUAUACCUAAUUUAUACCCUGUUGAAAUUGUCAUUUAUACAAUAAAGCAAAUUCUUUAUCUCUAAA